This is a messenger RNA of Chinchilla lanigera (long-tailed chinchilla), 1574 nucleotides long. RefSeq lists its product as uncharacterized. The transcript has 4 exons. Lineage: Eukaryota; Metazoa; Chordata; Mammalia; Rodentia; Chinchillidae. The coding region runs from base 256 to 951 and encodes 231 amino acids. The record is from RefSeq and is a predicted model, not a curated record.
UCAGGCAGUGAACAAUUCCAGAAGCAAGCUUUGGGGGAGGCCAGAAUCAAAGGCGAGGCAUGGUGGCAGCAAGCAAACACUAGAGGGCGACACAGAGUGAGGAACACGCCUGCUGAGGAGGAAACUCCAAUCCGUCUCCGUGCCAGGAGAGGAGCGCGGCUCGCAGCAGCACAGUGUGGGCACUUAGUGCUAGAAGCUCCAGCGCUCUCCUGGUGUGAGUUUCCUACAGCCCCAAACCCUGAGCUGCAGUUGCACAUGCCUAGUUGGGGUGCCCAGCUGGAGUCCCCCAUCUCCUGCCUCUCUGAGAUGCUUCGGAAGCCCCUGGAAGCCAGCUGGCCUUUCUCAGCAGUGGAACAUCCAGUCCGAUGGUCUCACCGACCGAUGAAGAAAAUGAGUCACGGUGCCGGCGCCGGUCAAGGUCAAAGCCACCCGCGUCCCCCGACUCCCAGGCUGGACUGCCUUCCUGCUAGCAGCCGUGGGAGCAGGGCCAACGGGCGAUCCCAGCCCUGCCACUGGCCCCUCUUUGGCCCGCUGCAGCGGCGAGGGGAGUGGGGUACCCUCCAGGCCAGCCCAGGGGCGGACAACUGGAGGUGGGCUUUUGCAUCCGAACUCCUAGGGAGAGAGACGACGUCUAGAUGCUUCCAGAAAGACCCGGAUUUCAGACCGGGUCUCUGGCGCAAUCCGUCAGCUGUGGGCGGCCUCUCCGCGAGCCCCGCUGCUGCCCGAGGACUCCAGCGCCUUCUCCGAGGCGGGGCUGAGCGCGGACCGCCGAGUGGGCGUGGCCGAGCCGCCGUCCUCCUCCCAGAAAAACCGCCGGCGGGAGCUCGGUGCCUUCCUGUGGAGCCUGCCAGAUUGUCAAAGAACAGUGGGGCGGGUGGGCACGGCCACCAUCCCUGGUCCUGCUUACCAAGUCUGGGUGGGGGAACGAAGGGCACCUGGUCAGGGCUGUGAACGGCCCCAGAGGGCCUGCCCACCCGACCCUUCCGGUGCCCUGCCCCUGUGCCCACAGAUGGCCGCGCUCUGCCAGUCUCUCCCAGGCCUGCCGGAGAAGCGGAGAAGCGGGAGGCCUGAGCUCCAGUCCCUCGGCUCCUUACCAGCUUCACGGCCUUGGGGCAAUCUGACCCCUCUGUUUUCUCCUCUGAAAAAUGGGACUCUGACAAGCUACUGUGAUAUUCCAUAAAGCACAUACAGUGGGUAAUCCUCAUUAUUCUAAAUCUCAGUACCCAAAAUGGGAGCCCUUGGGCCCCACACUGCGGGGGUGGGCGCCCUGGGCACUGGGCCAUAUGCUGUCUGGGACUCACUGGAACCCUGUUAAGAUGGGCAGGCGCCUUAUUAGCCCUGCUUUGCAGAUGGGGGGCGGUGCAGGGAGGUGAACAGCAGCACCCAGAGUCAAGCCCAGCCCUGCCUGACCCCAAAACCCAGUUUCUCUCCGUCCUACCCCACUUCUCACCCUGUGCUGCCCAGAGCCACAGCGGCCCCUCCCUUGUGAUGGGCAGGUUGAUUUAAGAACCAGCCCAUCAGUCAGGCGUGAUAGCUCCUGCUUGUAAUCCCAGCAUUCUGGGAGGCUGAGGCAG